GGUGGACCGUGCCUUCUCCAUGGGAGCCGUGUCCUACCCAGUCCUGGCCCUGGGUCUGCUCUCGUUGUCCUCACCUGCCCUCCUUCCCCUGGGCCUGGGUCAGCUUUGGGGGCCGCAGGGGUCCUGGGGAUGCCCGUGAGCCAAGAAUCCGGCUUCUUCCUCGGCACGCGUCGCCGGCUGGAUUCUCCCUUCGAGGCCGCCGCCCACUGGUUAAAACGCUUUAGGGAGGCCUCACUCCACACCAGGCACUGACGUGUCCGACAGCAGGCGGGUCCCAGCCACAGGCAAGAACUGAGUACACGGAAGAGCUCUUCUAAUUCAUGAGAAAUUCUAUAAGGAAAACCAGACCGAACGGGGCGCUAGGAAAGGGUGGGGCCCCCAGAGAGGGGCAGACAGGCAGGGGAGGAGGGGGAGGCAGGCGGGCUCUGGAGGGCUGUGCCUGGGGCUGCUGUGGUGGGGGAGGGGGCCCUGGUCACAGGGCCAGGAGGCCCGGCCCAGCCACUGCCUUCUGGGGGCCUCGGUUGCUGCCUCCGCCAAUGAGCAGGGGUGGUGGUGAUGGCUCGGCGCAGAGAGAGAAGCCGCAACGACGAGGAGUAGGGUCCCUGCCACACUGUGCGUGCCGCGCCGGGCUAAGUGGGAGGAAGACGCGAAGGCUCGGCGUGAGCUCAGAGUGGGGAGGUCGCCCCAGGAGGCCCCUGGAGCAGGGCCGCCCGUGCGCGCAGAGCCACAGGAAGUCGCCUGUCUGGGUUCGCACCGCCGGCCCGGAGGAGCCUCUGUGCCCACACACGUCGAAACUACCCCGGCAGCCCUGAGCCGGCACAGGUGGUGGUCCCGGCACCUGCGCUCUGUCGUCCGUCAACCCUGCCACCUGCCUGCCUUAAGGUCGGGGGACAGUCGGCCAGGGCUGCCCCCACUUUCCCAUCUGGAGCCGGGAAGCUUGGAGGGCCGGGACUCCCACCUCAUUCGAGACCCUGAAACCCACCUUGUGGGCUGGGACCGGCGCUUGAGAAACUAGAACAGAAAAUGUUUGCGCGCCGUAUUCCCGCCGCGGGGAUCUUGGCUCUGCGACGCUUCGGUCACCCACACGCAUCCGUCCUGGAUCCUGGAGUAUUUCUUGCGCGGGGCCCCGGCUCCAGAGGCCUCUACGGUGCUCAGGCCCCAGGGUCUGCACCCCAGUCCCUGCCCCAGGUCCCGCUCAAGGCGUCUGUGGGGCCCCGGGGCCGUGGGGUGGGCCGGCCUCCCAGACCCGACCCCAGGCCCCUGUCGGGUCAUUACAGAGGUGCCUCAGUGCAGAAUCCAGGACACCUUUCCACUGGCGUGAGGAGGCGGACUGAUGGCGCCAUCAGGAAGGAAGCGGUACCCGGGAGGUGCCGCUCCCCUCCCCACCCACCCCCCAGCAGGAAGCUCCCAGCCCGUGUCACUCAGCGCUCUGCGCUGGCCGUGCGGCAGUGGGGCCACUAGGACACUAGGACAGCGGGGGCCCUGCCCUGGACAUAGGUCCCCACGCCAGGGCCAGACACAGGCAGGACAUGCGGUGCCAUCGGUGGCUUCCGGACGGCCCCGUGCCACUUGGGCUGGACCCGCGACCUGACUUCCCCAGGCUGGUACGGGAGGCGCCCCAAGGACACAGAUGCGGGCCCCCCGAGCUGGCCAAGUGUUCAGGACCCCACCGGGUACCUUCAAAACCAUGCCAAGCCCUGUCUGGGACGGUGAGGAGAGCUCGGGCCACACCGAGGCCAGCCUGACCAUGAACGGUACCUGUCACACCAGUGAGCUCACCUGGCCCUACUGGGUCAAGAACAUCGUGGACGCCUACGUGGACCUGCUGCUGGCGCUGGGGCUGCUGCUCAACGGCCUGGCGCUGUGGGUGUUCUGCUGCCGCGUGCGGCGGUGGACGGAGACGCACAUCUACAUGGCCCACCUGGCCGUGGCCGACCUCUGCCUGCUCUGCGCCCUGCCCUUCUUCCUGUAUUCCCUGAAGCAGAGAACCGAGGACACGCUGUUCUGCCAGCUCUCCCAGGGCGUCUACCUGACGAACAGGUACAUGAGCAUCAGCCUGGUGACGGCCAUCGCCGUGGACCGCUACGUGGCCCUGCGGCACCCGCUGCGCGCCCCCGCCCUCCGCUCCCCGCGGCAGGCCGUGGCCGUGUGCGCGGCGCUCUGGGCGCUGGUGACGGGCUCGCUGGUGCUCCGGUGGGCCCUGGGGGUGCGGGAGGGCGGCUUCUGCUUCCUGAGCGUCUCCCGGCAGAGCUCCCACACCACGGCCUUCUCCCUGCUGGGCUUCUACCUGCCGCUGGCCGUGCUGCUCUUCUGCUCCCUGCAGGUGGUCGCUGCCCUGGGCCAGGGGCCGGCCGCCCACACGGACCAGGCAGAGGCCACCCGGAGGGCCACCCGCAUGGUCUGGGCGAACCUGGUCGUGUUCGUGGCCUGCUUCCUGCCCUUACACGUGGUGCUGGCGGUGCGCGUGGCCACGAGCCGCAGCGCCCCCACCCCGGCCCUCUGCUACGCCCUCUAUGUCACCAGCAAGCUCUCAGAUGCCAACUGCUGCCUGGACUCCAUCUGCUACUGCUUCAUGGCCAAGGAGUUCCAGGAGGAGGUGUCGGCACUGGCCUCCAUGCCCACUGCCAAGGCCCACAGGAGCCGGGACUCUUUCUCUGUGACCCUGGCCUAGGACGCAAGUCGCGGGCACGUGGGCCGGGUCCCGGGCUCUCCGGGAGGUGCUGCCUGCUGGGGGCGCCCCGGCUCACCGUGGAUGGGGGCAGGCUCCAGGGGGCCUGGCAGGGUGGCGACGACCCAGGCACGGACCCCGCGGCGGUGACGCGCCCAGCCCCGGGGUGGAAGAGGGUGGGACGACUGAGCGAGGCCAACCCCUGGGGCCCUGAGAUCGGGCCAACACCUGCAGUGCCCAGGGUCUGGUACCCCUGGGGUACUGGGGUGGACGCUUGCUCUGUGCCUGGAGGCCUCAAUGGCCAGCUUUCUGCGGCCAACCUACGGCGGUUGGAAUAAAGCUGUUCCCCUGACCUUGUCA
Molecule: messenger RNA, 3028 nt
Organism: Acinonyx jubatus (cheetah)
Lineage: Eukaryota; Metazoa; Chordata; Mammalia; Carnivora; Felidae
Product: G-protein coupled receptor 35-like
Exons: 5
Coding region: 1631-2671 (346 amino acids)
Biological process (GO): positive regulation of Rho protein signal transduction; phospholipase C-activating G protein-coupled receptor signaling pathway
Cellular component (GO): membrane
Molecular function (GO): G protein-coupled receptor activity
Source: RefSeq, a predicted model, not a curated record